ACCAAUACGAAUAUAAACAGUGCUACUACAUUAAUAGUUAAAAUCAUAGAAUGAAUGAAUCAUUAAUUCUAAUGCAGAUUUACAUUUUUAUUCAUGACUGCGUUUUCAAAAGGACAUUCGUAAUCCUUUCUCCGUUUCCCCGUGUCAAAGAUGUACGUUUAUCUUCUGACUUCUGUGUGAUUUAUCUUCUUUUGGAAUCUGUGCUAUUGCCUAUUGCAAAUUUUGGGCUUCAUUUGUCGUCUGUGAUUUUGGGAAUGUCAGAUCAGAAUAAAAAUAAAUAAAUAUAUUUAAUUAAUUAAUGUUUCUUAAUUUCCUCGCGCUAAUUAAAGUGAUGUGAAUGAUUUUAAGUACGUAAACUAAAGUCUAUCAAAAUGUCGAAAAUAUUUACACCAACCAAUCAAAUUCGUCUCACGAAUGUGGCUAUUGUAAGGUUAAAGAAAGGUGGUAAAAGAUUUGAAAUAGCAUGUUAUAAAAAUAAGGUAGUAUCAUGGAGAAGUAAAAUAGAGAAAGAUAUUGAUGAAGUACUGCAGACUCACACUGUGUUUACUAAUGUAUCAAAAGGACAGGUGGCUAAGAAAGAAGAUUUGAUCAAGAUUUUUGGUAAAGAAGAUCAAACUGAAAUAUGUAAGGAAAUAUUAGAAAAAGGUGAAUUACAAGUGUCUGAUAAGGAAAGGCAUUCUCAAAUUGAUUCACUAUUCAAAGACAUUGCCACAACAGUGGCUGACAAGUGUGUAAACCCAGAAACAAAGCGGCCAUACCCUGUCUCAAUUAUAGAAAAAGCUAUGAAAGAUAUUCACUUUUCUGUCAAUGUCAACAAAAGUGCCAAACAACAAUCCUUAGAUGUUAUACCACUUAUUAAAAAAGAAAUUCCUCUUGAAAGAGCUCAAAUGCGAGUGAGGAUACUUUUGCACGGCAAAGAUGCCCGGAAAAUAAGAGAUAAAGCUGUUAAACUAGCAAUGAACGUUGAAGAAGAAAAUUGGGAAGCUGGAACUGCAAAUAUAAUAUGCCUCAUAGACCCAGGUAGCUUUAGAACCUUGGAUGAGAUGAUCAAAACCGAAACAAAGGGCAGUGGGCAAUUUGAAUUAUUAAAUUUGAAAGAAAUGGUUGAAGGCGAGCAAGCCUUGUAAAAGGAUUUAAGGAACUCAUAUUCAUAGUUUUUUGUAUUGUAAGUUAAAUUACAAAUAGUAAUAUAACUUUGAUGUUAAAAUAAUCUUAAAUAAUAAUUGAUGAAAAUCAAAAA
Bicyclus anynana (squinting bush brown) is the source of this 1240-nucleotide messenger RNA. It is a transcript of the gene Sbds, whose product is annotated as ribosome maturation protein SBDS. The transcript has 2 exons. The coding region runs from base 372 to 1127 and encodes 251 amino acids. NCBI's taxonomy places the organism in Eukaryota, Metazoa, Arthropoda, Insecta, Lepidoptera, Nymphalidae. The record is from RefSeq and is a predicted model, not a curated record. Gene Ontology annotation, biological process: cytosolic ribosome assembly; ribosome biogenesis.